Molecule: messenger RNA, 1947 nt
Organism: Trametes versicolor FP-101664 SS1
Lineage: Eukaryota; Fungi; Basidiomycota; Agaricomycetes; Polyporales; Polyporaceae
Product: subtilisin-like protein
Exons: 8
Coding region: 1-1947 (648 amino acids)
Biological process (GO): proteolysis
Molecular function (GO): serine-type endopeptidase activity; tripeptidyl-peptidase activity
Source: RefSeq, a predicted model, not a curated record
AUGCUAGCCACUGCUCCACUCCUCCUUUCGUUUGCCUCCCUAGCCCUGGGCAGGCCCAGCGUACAUUCGAAGCCCAAAGUAGAACAGACCCCAACUUCUUCAAACCAGCGACCUCACCAAAACUUUCAUCUCUCCCCGCCCGGUGAAGGCCGUUCAGUAUCGGGUUUCCCCGCCAUCAUCAGAUUUUCGCUGGGACUUGUCUCGCAAAACGCUGACUCAUUGCAUGCCUCCCUACUGGACGCAAGCGAUCCCGCGAGCACAAAUUAUGGGAAGUAUCUUUCUAAGGCCGAGGUCGAACAGCUUGUCGCCCCUACACCCGAAGGCAUGCAGGCGGUAACAAACUGGUUGAACGAGAACAACGUCACAUCGACGGGCCAGUCGCCGUCAGGGGACAUGCUCCAAAUUCAAGUCCCCUUUGACAAAGCGAACGAGCUCCUCAACGCCAACUUCACCGCAUACGUCCACGAGCCGACCAACACGACCGUCUGGCGGACGCUGUCAUACUCUGUUCCCCCGGACGUGGCCCAACACCUCUCCUUCAUUUAUCCGACCACGCAGUUCAUUCCUCCCGCCACGCACAAGGUGGCUGUCCAAGCGAUAGGCCAAUUCCCUGCUGCGGCGAAGUCCGGUUCCAAGAGGGCCGAUGUGCCAUCGGCGUGUGCCCAGGCCAUUACCCCUGGCUGUCUCCAGGCUAUUUACAAUAUUCCAGCCACCCCCGCUUCCGCCGCAGGCAACAGUCUCGGCGUCAGCGGUUUCGGCAACGAGGUCGCAAACCCAGCCGACUUGCAAAGCUUCCUCUCGCAGGCGCGUCCCGACUUCCCGAACGGGACCUUUGCAGUUCAGACCGUCGACGGCGGCUCCGAUGACGGGCAAGGCACUACUGAGGCUAGCCUCGACAUCCAGUAUACCGUUGGCGUGGCGACGAACGUCCCGACGACAUUCAUCUCUGUUGGAAAAGAUACGAAGGACGGCGACCUCGAAGGCUUCCUUGACAUCAUCAACACCCUCCUCGCUAUGGACAACCCGCCCCUGGUUCUGACGACGAGUUUCGGGUUCGACGAGACGCCCUUCGCCCAGCAGGCGCCUGAGAUGGCCGAGAAGCUCUGUGAUGCCUACGCACAACUCGGCAUGCGCGGAACCUCUGUUCUGUUCGCCUCCGGUGAUGGCGGUGUUUCCGGCUCUCAAUCAAACACAGCUUGCGAUGGUGCCGCGUUCAUCCCGACCUUCCCCGCCAGUUGCCCCUACAUCACCGCCGUAGGGAGCACGCAAGGCGUCAGCCCCGAGACCGCCGCCGACUUCUCCGCCGGCGGGUUCUCGAACAUCUUCGCGCGCCCCAGCUACCAGAGCGACGCCGUCAACAGCUACCUCCAGGGCCUCGGCACCACGAACGCGGGUCUCUUCAACACCACCGGCCGCGGGUACCCCGACGUCUCUACCCAGGGUGUCCAGUUCGUCAUUGAGGCCGCGGGUCAGUUCCAGGGUGUCGACGGCACGAGCGCGUCCAGCCCCACCUUCGCCUCCGUUGUUGCGCUCCUCAACGACCAGCGGCUCAACGCCGGCAAGAGUCCGCUCGGCUUCCUGAACCCGCUCCUGUACUCGAACGGGGUCGCAGCACUGAACGACAUCACCUCCGGGAGCAACCCCGGCUGCGGAACCCAGGGCUUCCCGGCGGCGGCAGGGUGGGACGCGGUCACCGGCCUCGGCACCCCCGACUUCAACAAGCUGGCCGCAGUCGUGGUCGGGAGCGCCAGUCAAGCGCAGGCUGUCAAGACGGGCAAGAACGUCACUGCUCCUACGUCUCUGAAGGCCGGAAAGCCAACGGCCUCGUCGCACAAGCGGUUCCUGGACCUCGCGCCGGGCGCGACGGGCUUCGGAGACGUCUUCCGCUUUGCAUCUGCCGACUCUAGCAGCGUGUCGGUUGUUGCGCUGCCGACUGUGGCCCCGUAG